This is a messenger RNA of Impatiens glandulifera, 673 nucleotides long. RefSeq names its product probable histone H2B.1. Gene Ontology annotation, biological process: nucleosome assembly. Bases 74 to 523 code for a protein of 149 amino acids. NCBI's taxonomy places the organism in Eukaryota, Viridiplantae, Streptophyta, Magnoliopsida, Ericales, Balsaminaceae. The record is from RefSeq and is a predicted model, not a curated record. Gene Ontology annotation, molecular function: DNA binding; protein heterodimerization activity; structural constituent of chromatin. Gene Ontology annotation, cellular component: nucleosome. The transcript has a single exon.
UUCUAAAAAGAAUACAUUAUUCCUUUCUCUCUCUUAAUAACCUCUUUCAUACCCUAUCCCAAUCUCAUCAUCAAUGGCGCCCAAGGCAGAGAAGAAGCCAGCGGAGAAGAAGCCGGUAGAAGAGAAGAAGUCCGCCGUCACCGAGAAGUCUCCGGCGGAGAAGAAGCCAAAGGCCGGUAAGAAGCUUCCAAAGGACGUCGGCGCUGCGGCUGCUGGAGACAAGAAGAAGAAGAGAAACAAGAAGAGCAUUGAAACGUACAAGAUCUACAUCUUCAAGGUUUUGAAGCAGGUUCAUCCUGACGUCGGGAUCUCGAGCAAGGCGAUGGGAAUCAUGAACAGCUUCAUCAAUGAUAUAUUCGAGAAGCUUGCUCAGGAAAGUUCUAAACUUGCUCGUUACAAUAAGAAACCCACAAUUACCUCUCGCGAGAUUCAAACUGCUGUUAGGCUUGUUCUUCCCGGUGAAUUGGCUAAGCAUGCUGUUUCUGAAGGUACUAAGGCUGUUACCAAGUUCACUAGCUCUUGAUUGAAUUCAAAUUGGGAUUAGGGUUUACCUUUUUAUCUAUGUCCUAAUUUAGAAUUAGGGGUUAGGGUUUCUCUGUUGCUUUUGUUUCUAAUUGGAUGUAUAUGAAUUAUCUUGAUAUUGCUAUGAAAUGGAAUUUCUUUCUUAUUAAAA